This is a messenger RNA of Pomacea canaliculata, 1473 nucleotides long. Its product is annotated as aminopeptidase N-like. NCBI's taxonomy places the organism in Eukaryota, Metazoa, Mollusca, Gastropoda, Architaenioglossa, Ampullariidae. Bases 379 to 1290 code for a protein of 303 amino acids. Gene Ontology annotation, molecular function: peptide binding; metalloaminopeptidase activity; zinc ion binding. The record is from RefSeq and is a predicted model, not a curated record. Gene Ontology annotation, cellular component: cytoplasm. The transcript is spliced from 13 exons. Gene Ontology annotation, biological process: peptide catabolic process; proteolysis.
GUGGUUUGGGAAGAACAUUGUGUCGCCAAGAUGGUGGAACUGGCUGUGGCUCAAUGAGGCUUUUGCUUCUUUCUUCGAUUACCACAUUGUCGAUCAGCUGGAUCCAAACAGACGCAAUACGGAGCAGUUCAUUGUCCAAUCGCUGCACAGCACACUGGCGUCCGACAGUUUAUUGUCGUCACAUCCGCUGACAGCUGAUGUCGAAAGCCCGGAUGAAAUCCAAGCCAUCUUUGACAGCAUCACUUAUAACAAAGGUUCCGCCAUUGUGCGCAUGAUGUAUUUUAUGAUGGGAAAACGAAUUCUACGGCGCUCUGAAUGUUUACCUUCGUAACCGACAGUACGACGUAGCAGACCACGACGACCUGUGGAACGCCCUGGAUGAGUAUUCAUCCAGUCACAACCUGGGCCUUAACAUGGCAAACCCUAAUGGACCCUUGGGUGACACAGAUGGGCUACCCGGUUGUCUCUGUCAAGAGGAACGGAACCGAUAAAAUUGUACUGACUCAGGAAAGAUUCGUGACUUCCACUGAUGGCACCUCGGACGAAGGAGAAUAUGGAUACAAGUGGGACAUCCCUGUGACCAUUGUGACCAGCGUAAACCCAAAUUUUAAUGUGGGGAAGCAAAACCUUAUAUGGUUUUAUCGCAGCACACCUGAGAUAACCAUUAAUGUCCCUCCUACGACUACGUGGUUGAUUGUCAACGCGCAGCAGUACGGUUAUUUCCGUGUGAAUUAUGAAGACGAGAUGUGGAUGAAGAUCAUUGAGCAGCUCAGUAAUGAUCCUUCUGUCAUUCACCCAAUCAACAGAGCCCAAAUAAUCAACGAUGCAUGGAGUCUGGCAAAGAAAGGCGAUCUGAACAUGAGCAUCGCACUGCAGACAAUCAAUUUCCUGAGGAAUGACGAUGACUACGUCCCUUGGAGGGCGAUAACCAGUGAGCUGACUUAUCUCGACUUGAUGCUCAGCACAACUGAGCUUUAUGGAAAGUUCCAGAAAUUUAUGAAGGACCUGGUCAACGAUACUUUCCUCAAGAUCGAGAACACAAAUAUAACCGACGAAACGCCAAUAAACAUUUUCAACAACAACGAAUCACAUCCUAUGCAUGCGACUACGGCAUUGAGCAGUGCAAGAUCAUGGCAACCACGAAGUUCGCUGAAUACAGACAAAACCCUACGGACAACAAAAUUAACGUCGACCUACGAUACAUUAUCUACUGCAACGGAAUCCGUUACGGAACCCAGGAGGACUGGGAUUUCUCUUGGAACUGUACAAGUAUACUUCGUCCUCCUCUGAGAGGUCCAACCUACAGAGAGGGUUGGCGUGCACCAGGGACCCGUGGCUUAUACACAGGUUUAUGAGGCUGACCCUGGUUCUCGUCAUCAAGCCGCAGGACGUGAGGGCAGCCCUGGAGGCAGUCUCAGCUAACCCCUCCGGCAGGACCAGGCCUGGACAUUCCUGAAAGAGAACUUAGUAUCU